Molecule: messenger RNA, 1983 nt
Organism: Hyalella azteca
Lineage: Eukaryota; Metazoa; Arthropoda; Malacostraca; Amphipoda; Hyalellidae
Product: EH domain-containing protein 1
Exons: 7
Coding region: 85-1737 (550 amino acids)
Biological process (GO): endocytosis; endosomal transport
Cellular component (GO): cytoplasm; plasma membrane
Molecular function (GO): GTP binding; calcium ion binding; protein binding
Source: RefSeq, a predicted model, not a curated record
UUCUGCCGUUGUGUCAGUAUGGUGUCGGGUGUGACACGUGAUUGAUUGUUAUUGUGAGCCGCUGGCAUUAAAACACGAGCAAUCAUGUUUUCGUGGAUUAAUAAAGAUGAAGCCAAGAAGAGAAACAUAGACGUGUACGAAAGUGUUCUCGAGGGCUUGAAAAAAGUGUACAAAACAAAGGUGUUACCUUUAGAAAGCAGCUAUCACUUUCAUGAUUUUCACUCCCCUGCGUUGGAUGAUCCUGACUUCGAUGCAAAGCCCAUGAUCUUGCUAGUUGGUCAGUACUCAACUGGUAAAACCACUUUCAUUCGUUAUUUGCUUGAAAGAGACUUUCCCGGUAUAAGAAUAGGGCCGGAACCAACUACUGAUGGCUUUAUUGCUGUCAUGUACAGUGAAACUGAUGGAGUCAUUCCUGGUAACGCUCUCGUUGUCGAUCCUAAGAAACCUUUCCGCCCGCUGUCCAAGUUUGGAAAUGCUUUUUUGAACAGAUUCCAAUGCUCACAAGUUGACUCAUCGGUACUGAAAGGCAUAAGUAUCAUUGACACUCCUGGCAUUUUGUCCGGAGAGAAGCAGAGAGUUGACAGAGGCUACGAGUUCACUGGAGUCUUGGAAUGGUUUGCCGAGAGAGUUGACAGAAUCAUCCUCCUCUUUGAUGCUCACAAACUAGACAUCUCUGAUGAAUUUAGACGAUCAAUAGAAGCUCUUAAAGGUCAUGAUGACAAAAUCCGCAUUGUUCUCAACAAAGCUGACAUGAUUGAUCAUCAGCAACUGAUGAGGGUGUAUGGUGCUUUGAUGUGGUCACUUGGCAAAGUCCUUAACACUCCAGAAGUUGCAAGAGUCUACAUUGGCUCAUUUUGGGAUGAGCCUCUUCGUUAUGACUCCAAUAGACGGCUGUUCGAGGCGGAGGAGCAGGAUCUGUUCUUUGACUUGCAGUCGCUGCCCCGCAACGCUGCGCUCAGGAAGCUCAACGAUCUCAUCAAGAGAGCGCGACUGGCUAAGGUGCACGCCUACAUCAUCUCUGAGCUGAAGAAGGAGAUGCCCAGCGUCUUCGGCAAGGAGAACAAGAAGAAGGAGCUCAUCAAGAGGCUCGGCUCCAUCUAUGAGAAGAUCCAACGGGAACAUCAAAUAUCCCCUGGUGACUUCCCUGACAUCAAGAGGAUGCAGGACCAGCUGGCGGUGCACGACUUCACAAAAUUCAACGCGCUGAAGCCACGUCUGCUGGAGAAUGUCGACCUGAUGCUUGCCAACGACAUCGCGCGCCUCAUGGCCAUGAUCCCUCAGGAGGAGGCCCUGGCCACGCGAGAGAACAACUCUAAUGUCAAAGAUUCUGGUGAUCAAGUUGGCAAACUAUCAGGAGGCGCGUUCGACGGAGUGAUGAACGACAACACAGUGUUCGGCUACCGCCGCGGCGAAGGCAUCGAUGCGGGAUCUGGCGAGCCGGAAUGGAUCGUUGCUAAGGAUCGUCACAAGUACGAUCAGCUCUUCUUCGCCCUCGAUCCCAUCGACGGCAAGAUCACUGGAUCAGCUGCCAAGGCGGAGAUGGUCAAAUCAAAGCUACCUAACUCCGUGCUGGGCAAAGUAUGGAAGCUCUCCGACCUGGACAAGGACGGUAUGCUAGACAUUGACGAGUUCGCUCUCUCGAUGCAUCUCAUCAACGUGAAGUUGGACGGUCACGACCUACCGGCUGAAUUACCAGAGCAUCUCGUGCCGCCAUCAAAGCGCGGUUUCCAAGCCUAACGCGUCACUUGAAGUUAUUCGAAAACUUGUGUCUGCCUCAAUGCCUCUGCGUUCUCAUGUGUCAGCGAGAUGCAAUCCUUUAGUAGCAAAUUUCCUUUGGAAAAGUUUGAUGGGGUGGAAAGUCAGCGUGCAUUGUUUACUGGAAAAAUUUACUCAAGUUUCAUAAUGCCCGGAAGUUGCUGUGUGAUGGUCAGUAUUUGAUUUUUAUUUUUCAAAGUCUAAAAAUCAGCAUCAGCAAAAAUUUUG